AUGAGCCAAGAGGAUGAAGAAAAAGCAGGGCCGUCAUCGUCACAGGCGCCUUCGGCCUCAGCCAAAUUAAAAGCCGAAGGAUUGGCUAAUCUUUAUGGUAAUAAAACUGUGUAUCAAAGAAUUUGUUAUGGAAAAUUUUUGUUGUUUGAAAGCUUCAAGCGACAAAAAUCCGACCAAAAAGUGAAAAAAAGUUUUUCGAAGCAACUGGAAGUUCUAAAUUAGGUCAUUUUCCGAACUAAAUUUGUAAAUGAAUUAUUCAAAAUGAUCGAAUUUUGCAUUAAGACGACGAAGUCGAGGAGAAGGAGCCAGAGGCCGGCGGCUUGGACGCGACUUUCUUGGUUAGAAAUAACCCCGAGGAGGUUUUCUUGUUUCAAAGGUCAAUAAAUGGAAGAAUGUUCUCAGGUUGAGAAAUAUCAAAUACACGUACGCAAGCUGUUGAUAGAAGGCGAAGGAGAAGCGAUAGUGGAAGUCGGCGUCCCGAUAGGCGGCUCUAGCAAAGGUUUGGCUCUUGAUUUUUGAAGGAAUCGUUCAUUCUUCACGUUUUUUUGAUAUAUCAAACUGACAAAAAAGAGGUUUUCGAAAAUAUUGACGCAAAAACUUUUCAAUUCAUCAAGCCUUUCUUGGUUUUGGAAGUAUAUAUUUUAAAAAGAAGCAAAAAAAGUUUUUUUGCUUGAUAAAAAAAUAUGUAUUUUUCCCCAAGAUCUUCUGUGCCUUCAAAAAAAUCUUUAAGAAACCACAGAAACCUUUUUUUGUCUCCAAAUUUCGAGUAACGACAUUCCUCGAUGUGCGCCUUUAAUCUCCUAAAAAAAGCUUUUUAGGUUUUUUUUAGAAAUUUAGUUUUUGACGGAAUUUGUUCUCAUAACCUUGAAACAAUUUUUCCAGCAUCUGGAUUAACAGAAGAGGAUCUCAAGGUUGCCGUAGAGAAUCACAAGAAAAUCUUGGAGGUUCAAGAAAACUCAUCCAAAUAAAAUAACUGAUAACAUUUUUUAGAACGUACCGGCAAUCGGAACCCAGUUGCAUCAGAGAAAAACCGGGAAUAAGUUCACCGAAGUUUGGUUAUUACGCGAUCCGCCGAAGACCGAUGACUUUAUCGAGGUAAAGGAAAUAAAAAAGGAAAAAUGGAAUACAUGUGACUUUGAUUUAUCUUCUUUUCCUUAGGUAGAAACAAUUUGAUAAAGGGAAGAGGUUGAUCAAAAUUGAAGGUUAAAUAUUGUUAAAAAUUUUGAAGUUAGGAAAUCUAAGAAUCUUUCAUUUUCAAUUAUUUCGCUUUUCUAGCUCCGAGUAGCUGUUGUCGGCAAUGUCGACGCCGGAAAAUCGACGUUACUCGGCGUUUUGACGCAUAGUACGUUGGACGACGGUCGAGGAUUGGCCAGGACAAAGCUUUUCAGGUUAAUAAUCGAAAUUAUGACACCUUUUCAAGAAGGAAAACAAUUGAUAGUUUGAAGUUUGUUGUGUUUAACAAAUCACCUUUGAAGAUGAAAUGAAUGAGAUUGAAAUUUGAACGAAAAUGCUUCGAAAAUAGCAUUUUUUGAAGUCCAGUUUGAUUUUUUUUCAAAUUUAGGGACCUUUUUUCCAUAUUUAACGUAGAAUUUCUUGAAUCCAGAUGAAAAAAAAACCGUGUUUGAAUUCGUGUUUGAAGGUAUUUUACGGUACCAAAGAACAUUUUUUAAAUAUUCUGUGGUAGGCUUCUUUCAUACUUCAUUAGAACCAAAAAGUACCCAGAAAUGAUAAUUUUGUUAAAGACACAAGCACGAGUUCGAAUCGGGCCGAACUUCUUCCGUCGGCAACGAUAUUCUCGGUUUCGGAGUCGACGGACAAGUCGUCAAUCAGCCGGAUCCGCAUAAUAAUAAACUGGACUGGGUCCAGAUCAGCCACGAUUGCAGCAAAGUAAAAAAAAUUCCCCCGAAAACUGUAAAAUUCUUCAUUUUCAAGCUCGUCACGUUCAUCGACCUCGCCGGACAUGAAAAAUACCUGAAAACGACGAUUUUCGGCAUGACCGGACACAUGCCCGAUUAUACUAUGCUCAUGGUAAGGACUUGUGAAUUUUUAAAAGGCGAAAAAAUCGUUGACUUUGGUAUUUCACACAGGGAAAAAAUUAGACGGAUAAUCCUCGAAAAAAGUUUAAUAACUCAAAUUUUAGCUUUUUAAAUUUGAAAAAGCCCGUUUUCAGCUACUUUUCAUGAUUUUUUUAUUUAGUAUUCCGGUUCUCUUCUCCUUUCAAAUGAACCAAAACGAAUGCUUAAAAUAAUGCGCAAUAUUUUUUUCGAAAAAGUCUCCCAUAACUUUCAAAAGAUUUUGUCUCCUUUGCUCCGCCUUUUCAACCAUUUUUCCUCCAGAUCGGCUCAAAUAUGGGAAUCAUCGGAACGACCAAAGAGCAUCUGUCCCUGGCCCUUUCUCUCGCUGUCCCAGUUUUCCUUGUUGUUAGUUUAAAAAAAAAUUUAAAAUUGAAAAAAUUUUUCAACAUCCAGGUGACCAAGAUCGACAUGUGCCCGCCGCAAAUUCUCGAGGAAACGCUGAAAAAUAUCACUCGAUUAGUUAAAAGUAGUACUUUUUCUCUUGAUUUUGAAAUAAUUUGGAUUUUUUCAGGUGCCAGGAAGCUCCCAGUGACGAUUCGAACCAUGGACGAUGUGAUUCACGCGGCUGUCAAUUUUUCCCAGCAAAAGGUUUGGGUUAAAAUAAGGAUACGAUGAAAAAAAGUGUCAGUUGAAGUGAUAAAAAAAUAGGCAAUUUUUUUGAAGGAAAUUUGGAAUAAGUUUUUCAUUUUUUUAUAAUAUUUGUGUAUACACAGCUACAACGCCAUUUUAAUCAAUUUGAAAGAAAAUUUUCAAUUUUUUUCAAAAUGCUUCAAUUUUCUCAACAUUAUUGUUCCAGAGUCUGCCCAAUCUUCCAAGUUUCCAACGUUUUGGGAACAAAUUUGCCCCUCCUCCGCAGUUUCCUCAACAUUGUCCCGUUGAGAAGAACACUGUGCGAGAAUGAUCCUGCUCAUUUUCAGGUUAUUUACGAUGAAAAUUUACGAAAUCAGAAAUUGAAAAGAAAAAUAGUUAUAUUUUAAUCACUCGUACAAAAAACCUCGAAAAUUCAAAUCUCCUUCUUCGAACUUAUUUUUAAAAAAGUCGCUUUGAACGAAAAAAAAAUGAAGAGGAAUGACGAAAAAAAAAAGAAAAAUUUGGUUUGUUAUUCCGGGACCAACAAUAUAGGCAAAGUCGAAAAGGUGGAAAAGGCUCCAUAUAGGCCAUUCCGCGCCAGCUUGUCACGCUUUUCUUUCCGCCAAAAGGCCAGGUCAAAUUUUACCAACUUCGCUUCAAGACCUCUGUUUCUUGCCGUUAUAAAAGCAGAAAUUUGAUCUAAUUUGGUAUAAGGUCUUCUUGGCGGAAAGAAAAACGUGACAAGCUGGCGCGGAAUAAGCUAUAUAAGUGUUCCUUUCAAGGUGACGAUGACUCCCUUUUUGCGCCAUUUUUGCUGCCUCUCCCUUUCUCUACCACUUCUCGAGCCUUUAAAAUCCCAGAAAAAUGGAAGGCUCGAUAAAGUGACUUAUUUUGCUGCCUUUUUGCUGCCUUUCUGCGGCCUUUUCAAGCCUCUCUUUUUGCCGCCAUUAUCCACCAUUCCGACUUUGCCCGAGAAUAAAAGGAAGAUAAAUGAAUAAGAAAAGGAAGAACUAACUUUUUUCGACUUUCAGAUCAAAAUAAGUUGAUCAACUAUAUACUUUUCCUUCAGAUUGACGACGUCUACUGGGUUGAAGGCGUGGGAACCGUGGUCAGUGGUACAGUAUUGUCUGGAACCAUCAGAGUAAGCGUCUAGAAUCGUUUUUCAAUGUAAAUUUCCAAGUUUUCAGUUGAACGACGUCUUGUUCUUGGGACCCGAUGGUAAUGGAGAUUUUCAUCCGCAUCCGGUAAAGUCGAUCCAUCGGUUCGUUUGAUGUUCAUUUUUUUAAGGUAUCAAGCAGAGCCUAAAAUUUCCAGACGCUGCUUAAUAACUGAAAGACUAGUUAUUGAAAAGUAUCGAUAAGAUUUUCGGGUGUAAACUCCGACAGAAAGAAGAAAGAUCAAGGCAUUUUUCUCUAAAUUUGAACAAAAUACGGUUUCAACAGUUGAAAGAGCCGCAUAAUAUUGUAAUUAUUUCAAAUUGUGACCUUUUUCAGCAAAAGAAUGCCCGUUUCUAUUGUUCGCUGCGGACAGUCGGCCUCGUUUUUCUUUGAGGUAAAAAGACAUUUUUUUGAAGGGUUCUAUUUUCAAAAAAGGAUCUAUUUUUUCAUGCUGCAUUUUCACACGAAAAAAACAUUUUUUUCUAGAAAAGUUGUGAAGAAAGACGUCAGAAAAGGAAUGGUCAUGCUGGAUCCGAGGACUGAUGCGGUUGCGAGCAGAUCUUUCGAGGCUGAGGUGAUUAUUAGACAUUUUUUCAUAUAUUGUCUAUUUUCGAGCUUACUUAGAUGAUUACUUAUAAAACGAAAUUUCAAAUUUAGAUACUAAUCCUUCACCACCCGACGACGAUCAAGCCAAAUUAUCAAGCCAUGCUUCACAUUGGAUCGAUAAGACAAACGGCCACACUUCUCAGCAUGAGCAAGGCAUUAAUUUUCUCAAUCUUAGUAUUUUGCGCGAAACAGUACGAAACAGAAGAAAGAGAGCUAUCUUAAAUGCAUUUUUUUUCUCGCUUUUGCUUCAAAAAAAUUCAAAAAUAAAUAUCUGCAAUGGAACGUGGAAUGAUCGCUGAAAUUCCAUUAAAAUGGAAUAUUUAAUAUUUUUCAGGAAGUCCUGAGAACAGGCGAUCGUGACAAGGUCAUGUUCAAGUUCAUCCGCCAACCUGAAUAUAUUCGACCAGGUGGGAAAAAAUCUACUUUAUAUUAACGUAUAAUUAUGCGCCUUUAAGAAAAAUUACCAAAAUAGCACAAGUUUUGUCGGUUCAUAUACAUGUAGUGCAGUAGAUUAUAAGACCGAAGUUUGUCCAAAUUUUCUCCGAUUAUUUUACUGUUUCAAGGAACUCGAAUGGUUUUCCGUGAAGGCCGAACCAAAGCCGUCGGUACUGUGCUGAGCGUCGUUCCACAAGAAUCUUUGGCCCAACAGCGAGCCAAGGGAAAGGAUCGGAACGUCAAGAACUGUUGGUUUUCACGAUUAAGUAACCCGAAAAAAUGGCUCGAAAAUAGCCUGGAAAGAAAUGGUCGAUUGAAAAAAAAACCGCACAAAAUUAAUCAUUAACCUUCGUAUGGCAAUAGUGAGCUAGAAACUGAUUUGUAAAUUCUGUCUCAAUAUUUUUCUUGGAAUAAUUCCUUCAGUCAAAAAAGCAACUGAAAGAAAAUGUUCUUUUCUUUUCGUUACUUCGGUCGGUCUCUAGAAAAUGGCUCUUACACGUGUUAGAUAUCCUGCCAAAAAUAGAUUGGAAAGUAGCUCCGAAAGGUUAGCCGAAUUUAAUAAGCUCCACAAGAAUAGUGUACAUAUUUAUCUAAUCUUGUUCAUUUUUUGCUGAAGUCUGAAAAACGGAAUCAUGUUUGGAAUGAAUUUCGAGAUUACUCCGUGUUUAUAUUAAACAUGAAACGAAAUUUCAAUCUCUAGCUAUUUUUUCGCAUGUCAUUUUUUUUUGGCUUUUUCUCCAGCUUUCCUAGUCAGAAAACCGCGCAAUCUGAUUGAAAAUCUCAUCAGAAAAAUCAAAAUUUCAGUGACGAAACGCGGCGGACCGAAGCCUCCGAACGGGAAACCAAAGAAAGACUCCAAAGACGACAAACAAUCGACACCUGAAACUUCCGAAUCUUCAAAGGCUCCGGCUUGA
Molecule: messenger RNA, 5757 nt
Organism: Caenorhabditis auriculariae
Lineage: Eukaryota; Metazoa; Nematoda; Chromadorea; Rhabditida; Rhabditidae
Source: the annotation of a GenBank genome assembly